Messenger RNA from Vespula pensylvanica (western yellowjacket), 5586 nucleotides. It is a transcript of the gene trbd, whose product is annotated as ubiquitin thioesterase trabid. Lineage: Eukaryota; Metazoa; Arthropoda; Insecta; Hymenoptera; Vespidae. Gene Ontology annotation, biological process: positive regulation of Wnt signaling pathway; protein deubiquitination involved in ubiquitin-dependent protein catabolic process; protein K33-linked deubiquitination. The record is from RefSeq and is a predicted model, not a curated record. The transcript is spliced from 8 exons. Gene Ontology annotation, molecular function: K63-linked polyubiquitin modification-dependent protein binding; cysteine-type deubiquitinase activity. The coding region runs from base 1137 to 3389 and encodes 750 amino acids. Gene Ontology annotation, cellular component: cytoplasm; nucleus.
AGAUAGAUAGAUAGAUAGAUAGAUAGAGAUAAAGAGAAAGAGAGAGAGAGAGAGAGAGAGAGAGGAGAAUAAGAAAGAUGAGGUUAGAAAGAUCAUCGGUUUUUGCGUAUUCGCUGUAUCGUAUCCGUGACGUAACAGAGCGGAACGUCGUUUCUUCGUUGUAUGCACAUAUUAUGCUGGCAAAGCCGAGCGAAACCGUGUUGGCAGCACUGAUGUCUGUUUGCGGAUGACUGUCAAAACCUACUUUCUCGACGAAGUCCACAGCUUUUCGUGUCGGAACGAAAGAAGACACGAUGAAUUUAUCCAAUUCGUAGAACAAGAAGUGUCGUGGGCCACGGUGUCGCGUGGAAGAGCGUUCCUUUAUUUGAAAAGAGUGAGUGAGUGCAAGCCCCGACCUUUGUUGUUCUCGUUUACUUCGUCUCGAGUCAUCGCUCGAUGGGUGUUGGGCCAUCGUGUCUUCUUCGGCGGAAAGGAAAACGGCACCGAUUCGAACGCGAGGAGAAAAGUUUACAACUUUCGCCCUCGCGUUUAUCGACGCGCGAAUCUCUCUUAACCUCUAUUAUUAUCCUUUGUUAAAUGCGCUUACAGUGGAGUGUUGGAGGUAGUGCAUGAGACUUCUCGUUCUCUCUUCUUCUACUCGCAUCCAUCCUUUUUUACGAGAACCAGCUGAUUGGAACCACUAUUCAAUGGAACUUAUAUAUGCCUGACAGCCAUCCUUUGAACAUCGACGCAUUACUUCAUCAGGUACUUUACUCUUUCGAUUGCUCAGCGAUCAUGUAUUUCUUCUAUUGCAUUCCUCUAUGCAAAACUUUUUUUCAACUUUAAGAUAUUGACAGUCAAUAUCGUCGCAACAAUUUUUGUUCCAUAAAUUUCAAUCAAAAUGCUUGCCCCAUGACCAAAAGUUUAUUAUGUAAAAAGUACAAGAUAACCAUAUCUGCCAAAGCAAGUUGAAUUCUAUACUAUAUGCUGUGAAGUGUAGUUUAUUGCUAUGUUACUAAAUAUCAUAAGUUUAUAUUCUGUUUAUUAUUAUGACCGAUACUGUUGUAAAACUGUGUGAAAAUAUUUAAAUUAAAUAUUGAUAACAUUGUGUAUGGUAGAGGUACAGAGUUCUCCCAAUCAAGAAUUAUUCAUUGAAGAUGAAUAACAGACUUGAAGAGGCAGAGUCAAAAUGGACUUGUGAAUAUUGUACGUAUGAGAAUUGGCCUUCAUCUUUGAAAUGCACAAUGUGUAGAGGUGCCAAGCCUUUAUUGGGUGAAGAUAUUUAUCGCUUACGUAAUACAAGUCCACAAAGGUCAGGAUCGAAUGUUGCUUCUGGCCCUGUAUCUCAUAUAAGUCCAACAGAUCCAUAUAAUCUAACCUCUCAGAACUAUAGUCACAAUGUACCAGCCGGAGGAAUGUGGUCAUGUGGCAUAUGUACGUAUCUCAAUUAUCAAAAUGCCUCGCGCUGUGUUCAAUGCAGUAAUAAGAAACCUGGUGGACAUAACCAAUCAAUACACUCUAUAGCUUCCAAUUUACAUGAGCAUCUAGCACCACUUAGAUUAGGAGAUCCUCCGUCUAAUUUAGGCUCAAAUUCUCAAGUAAAUCCACCGGCAAUAAAUUUGCAUCCUGAAAGGUACUAUAAUGUACAGACUAACGCUCAUCCAGAAAAAUGGUCCUGUCUUGUAUGUACUUAUGAAAAUUGGCCCAAAGCUACAAAAUGUGUUAUGUGUUUUCAUCCGAAAGAAAAAGACAAAAGAGAAAGAUCUGCAACAAAUGUAGGUUUAAUUUUACCAAGUCCUGAGAGAGAUCAUAAUCAACGUGGUUUACCUUCUCCACCUCACGCACCUUAUAUUCAUCAAACGCAACGAGAGGAGAAUUCUGCAAUUGCGAGAAGUACAAAAUGUGUUACUUUUUACAGAAGUUCACACAGAUUUACUGAUAGUAGAAAUGACAGUUUAUCAACACCACAAUCUCCUAAUAAUUGUGAUUAUGAACGUAGAUUGAAACAAUUAAGACGUCAUACCGAUUGGUGCUGGUUAAAUGCAUGUCUUGGUAUUGUUGAAGGUGAUAACGCACCUGUUGAAGCAUAUUUAGCAAGCGGUGGUGAUCCAGCUCGUCAAUUAACGCAUUCUGAAGUAUUGCUAUUAAACAGAAGUAGUGCUUUCGAUGUUGGACACACUUUAGUACAUUUGGCAAUCAGAUUUCAACGAGAAGAUAUUUUGGCUACAUUAUUAUCACAAAUCGAAGGUUCUGGUUCUGGUGUAAAAAGAGUACCUAGUUAUGUAGCACCUGAUUUGGCUGCUCAAAUACGUAGGCAUGUAAUGAAUAAUAUUCGUUUACGCAAGGGUUCUUUCUCUUGUUAUUUUGUUACUGAUAUGGCUACAUUUGCACUGCCUGCAGAGGUGGAAGAUUUACCAAGUAUAGUGCAAGAACAAAUGUUAGAGGAAUUAUUGGAUAAAGAAGCUCAACAACAGCUAGAAGGAGGUGGUGGCGAGCCACCUGCAUUAAAUUGGUCCUUAGAAAUUACAGAACGACUAGGCAGCCGUUUGCACGCACUUUGGAAUAGAUCUGCUGGAGAUUGUUUGUUAGACUCUGCUAUGCAAGCCACAUGGGGUGUUUUCGAUAGGGAUAAUGCUUUAAGAAGAGCUCUUGCCGAUUCUUUACAACAAGCAGGACAAUUUUUUUAUCCUCGAUGGAGAGAGUACGAGGCGUCGCAGGCUUCAAGAAUGUUAGAUUUUACUUUAGAAGAAACACAAUGGCAAGAAGAUUGGGAAAGUUUACUAGCAACAGCUGCUCAACCUGGCAGUGCCCUAGAACAAUUACAUGUAUUUGCACUUGCUCAUAUAUUAAGAAGACCUAUUAUUGUUUAUGGCGUUAAAUAUGUUAAAAGUUUUCGUGGGGAGGAUAUAGGUUACGCAAGGUUUGAAGGCGUUUAUCUUCCACUUUUAUGGGAACCUUCAUUUUGUAUUCGUUCUCCUAUAGCAUUGGGCUAUACACGUGGUCAUUUUACUGCUUUGGUUCCUAUAGAACCAUAUGCAUCAUCUAGAAUACCACCGAUUUCUUCUCACGGUGGAGGGAAUGGUCCAUUGCAACAAUUGCAAAUACAAAUGCAAACCACAUUUAUGCCAUUAAUGGACAGAGAGCAUAAAUUAUUACCGAUUCACUUCUUAAGUCCAGACGAAAUUGGACGAGAAGAGUCUAUUUUAAAAGACUGGCUUGACGUUUGUAGGACGGAAGGUGGUAUUCUCGUUGCACAGCAAAAAUUACACAAGAGGCCACUGCUUGUUGCACAAAUGUUAGAAGAAUGGCUCAAUCAUUAUCGCAGACUUGUUCAAACGAAUAAUGCACCAUUUUCAAGACCAGUUGCUUUACAAGAUUAUAGUAGCGAUGGUGAUACAGAAGACGAAUAAUAAAGUCCAGGCACUUGAUCAAUAACGAGAAUGUCCUUUUUCUAUAAUUUCGAUACCAAUGCCUCUAGAGUUAUAACGCAAGAUCUAUAUGAUCUGAAGUUUAUAAAAAUAUUUGAAGAAAAAAAUUUGACUUAAUAUCAUAAUAGCAUGCACAACGUUAUACGAAUACGGUCCUUUCACAAUAUCUUUCUACUAUAUCAAAUUUUCUGAUUCUCUAUUUGAUUAAUCUUUGUUAUAACAAUAGUUAAUUGAGGAUGUUCUUGGAUUUAUCAAGACAUUUUAAAAAGAAAUUACGUAUAAGUGUGAUAUAGUAUAUAUCGUCAAUUACAAAAUUAAGGUUUUACAGUGAUAUUAUCGUUUGCACAAUUUCGCAUAGUAUAGUAUAAAAAACUUCAAUGAAUUAUUCAAGAAUAUUAUGUGAAAACGAAACUAUGGAUCAAGGAUAUCUCGUUUUCUUUUUCUUUUCUUUUUUUUUUUUUUUGGAGUAGUGUCCUAUCGAUAAUAAUGAUAUACCUACAAGUCAUAGCCAUAAAUCUCAUAUAUGUUUACAAAUUUACAAAACCAUCUCUCUCUUCAUCGGAGUGUGUAUAAAAAGAAACGUUUGAUGGUUCUAAUACAGACCAUGUGAUCAUUAAUUAAAACUAGUAUUACAAAAAGAAAAAUUCAUGUGUAUAGCUGUCUUUGAAUCAAGUUAACUAUGAGCUGCGUUAAUUAAUGAUGAAGCUGGAUACAACGACAUGUUUCUUCAGUGAGAGAGACAGGGUAGAACGUUGUGUUUCUUUCUAUGGUUGCUCCUGGUGUGUUAACGCAAUGUGAUACCAAUUGAAAACCGUACUUUUCUCCGUAUGUAAAACUUGUGAGCGUGAAUGAAUUAAUUAUACUUUAGUAGUGUCGCAAUGAUUAAGACAGUUUAACGUUACUGAGAGUAGAGAGCUUUUUUAAAGCGAUAAGGACUAAAAAGAAACAAAAGUAGUUCUACUUAAGGAUUAAGAUUAUAUCUGGUACACACACCAAUGAUAUAUGAUGUAUUUGCAGAUAAAGAGCAAAGAUUUACGAUAUAUUUGGCUCGGCCAAACGAUUAACCCUAAUCAAAAAGUACAAAAAAUCGUAAAAGGAAAAGUCAUUUCUUUAUAAAUGUUAAACUAUUCGCUUAAAUUUAGUCUUCGUUUUUACUAAUCCUAAUGUAGUGUCUAGUCCUUUUAGCACUGUCAUUUUUCUAAUCGCACCGUGACGUGUGUGAUCUACCCCACUGUGUUAUUAUGGAAAAGGUAUGAUACGUUUGAAAGACACAUACACAUGUGUCAAUAUUUGAAUAUUAACAAGGAAUGUGUGUCCUGUUUCGUAAAAGUAAAAAUGGAAGAAUUUUGUUAUUGUUCUCUAUUUCUUUUGUUCUUUUUUUUUUUUUUCUUUCUUUCCUAAUCGCAAUGAUAUUAACUUCCUUUGUUAGAUAACAAAAAAAGCGUUACAUUUUCUCUUUAACUUUGUGCCGUUUCACGCGGCAUUCUCCACGUGACGUGAGUAAAAUAUUAAUAAUGAUGCUGUGCAGUUGUAUUUCAUUUUCGAUAAGUGUUUUUUGCUCGUUGCCAGGAUUUAUAAGGCAAGUGAUAAAUAUAAAGUUUUAAAAAUUUAAUCGAUGCAAAUAGAAUUCUAUAUUAAUAUAGAGUAUAUAUUAUAUAGAUUAUAUUAAAUAAUAUAUCGAUGUACAAUAAUUCUAAAUAAUGAUUUAUUAUUAUGAUCAUGGCAUCGCUAUCAUCAUUAUCGUCGUCAUAAUCAUAAUGUUGUCAUCAUAAUUUACCAUCGUCGUCACCAUCAUUAUUAUUAUUAUUAUUAUUAUUAUUAUUAUUAUCAUUAUUAUUAUUAUUAUUACUGCUGCUAUUCUACUACUAUUAUUAUUACCGUCAUUAUUACUAUUACUACUAUUACUACUACUAUUACUACAAAGAUUAUACGAGUCGUAAUAAGAAAUAUUGAGUUAAAUCAAUAAAAACAGAGGUUCUAUUCUCGAUUUCGUGCGGAUUUGUUUGGUAUUAGCUUGUUAUUUAUUUAUUAUUAUUAUCUUUUUUUUUUUUUUUAUUUGUGAUUAUGAUCUGCUCUAAUUGCAAAAUCAUAUGAAUGUAUGCAUGCGUGUGAUGUACAUAAAACAGUUAGUUGCAUGAAUUUGAGAAUAGGUACACUCUGGCCCAUUUAAUACCUCUUA